Molecule: messenger RNA, 505 nt
Organism: Centruroides sculpturatus (bark scorpion)
Lineage: Eukaryota; Metazoa; Arthropoda; Arachnida; Scorpiones; Buthidae
Exons: 3
Coding region: 104-505 (133 amino acids)
Source: RefSeq, a predicted model, not a curated record
GCUAUCUAAUUCUCUUACGGGACAACAUGAUUCCCCGUGCCAUAGGUUGGGUGUGUGUUGUUACCGGAGUUGUUGAUCAUGUCUAACUUUGGAAACUAGUAAAAUGCGCCGAUGGAAAAGUAAAAAAUCGACAACGGAUGAUCAGCUUGUUCGAGAAAGUUCCGAAUCAGAUGGUAGCGAUCAAUUCAAUGCUAACAAGACGUCCCAAACAUCAACUCUACACGUCAAGACAGUCUCAGCUGAUCCCGUCCAGAAUAGAAAGAUCGCCAGGUGUAGCGCAAGCAGCGACAUAACUUCUCGUGAUGAUUUACCAGAUGGGUCUUGUUUUAGCCGAAUUGUCCAAAUUGGAAAGAACCAAGGCAAAAAAACUUUCAGCGCAAGCGAAUCAUCCGUCAGAAAAUGUUCGUAUGUUGGAAGUUUCUCGGUAGCUGGAAGUGACCACACGUCACGAGCCGAAUUUGUGAGAGCUCAACUGGAAAAGAUGAGGAAUCAAUCAAAAAGAUAA